Molecule: messenger RNA, 837 nt
Organism: Leptosia nina
Lineage: Eukaryota; Metazoa; Arthropoda; Insecta; Lepidoptera; Pieridae
Source: the annotation of a GenBank genome assembly
AUGGCAUCAUCGUUAUUAACGUAUGAAACGUUGAUUCAUGCUGUAGCAGGGGCAACGGGGAGUGUUAUUGGGAUGACUGCAUUUUAUCCAUUAGAUACAGUGAGAUCCAGACAACAAGUCGAGGAUUCUAAUAAACUUCAAGGUCCCGCUUGGGAAAUAUUGGUAAAGAUAGCAAAAGAAGAAGGUUUUGAUUCUUUAUAUAGAGGAUUGUGCCCAGUUUUGCAAUCAUUAUCUAUAUCAAACUUUGUUUACUUCUACACAUUUCAUGCUUUGAAGAAAUCCAGUAGUAAUUCUUCUGCCUUAAGUGAUUUACUCUUUGGUAUUAUAGCAGGUAGCAUUAAUGUAGUAAUAACAUCUCCUCUUUGGGUAGUCAACACUAGAAUGAAGUUGGCUAAGAAUGAUUAUAAAAGUCUUUUCUCUGGGCUUAUGGAAGUAUUUGAUAAGGAAGGUGUAAAAGGUUUAUGGUCAGGUACUGUGCCUUCUCUGCUACUAGUAUCUAACCCAGCUAUACAGUUUAUGGUGUAUGAAUCUUUAAAACGAAACUUGAUGGCGAUGAAACGUUUUAAUACAUACUCCGCCUUCCUCUCUGGUGCUAUAGCAAAAGCUAUAGCUACUACAUUAACAUAUCCCAUUCAACUAAUUCAGUCGAGAUUGAGGGCUGGUACUAGUCUGAAACCAUUGUACAAAGAUGUAAAGUCUAACCCUGUAAUAUUAUUUAGGGGCUUAGAAGCAAAAAUUAUGCAAACUGUAUUGACUGCUGCUUUGAUGUUUCUAAUAUAUGAGAAGAUAGUUCGAUUUGUAUUGACUAUUAUGCGAGUGAAAGUUAGUCGUCAAUAG